Molecule: messenger RNA, 1218 nt
Organism: Thlaspi arvense
Lineage: Eukaryota; Viridiplantae; Streptophyta; Magnoliopsida; Brassicales; Brassicaceae
Source: the annotation of a GenBank genome assembly
UUAAAUUACUUUGAUAGCUAGAGAGCAAUUAUUAUAUAAAGCUAAUUUUUAAUUGUAGAUAUACAUUUAGUCGAAAGUUAAAAAGAAAAAUGAAAUCCCUAAACAAACGUUCCCAAAUGUUCUCAUCACUCUCCAACCACAAUUCACCACAAUCAAUGGAGUCACCACAAUACGAGAUCUCUUCAAGCUCUUCUUCUGAAAAACCUAGAUACUACUUUCAAUCAUCUGAUAUAUUCCCCAACCUCACUCAAAACCCUAGUAACAGCAAUACCCAAAUCGAGUCGUUACCGCUUAUCGAUGGGAUAAAUUUAAACUCAAACCUUAACCUAAACCUUAAGCCACCGUAUGUUGAAAAAGAAGAGGAAGAGAAAGAAGAGGAGGAAGAUCACGUUGAUCUGAGCUUAUACAUCGGCCUUCCUAGCUCUGAUAAUUCGAGAAACGGUGUUAAACUGCCGAAGAAGAAAAAUGGGAAGGACAUCAUCACUCAUGACGCUGGAAAACAGAUGGAGAAUGAACUUUCCGGCAAAGCAUACUGGAUUCCGGCGGUGGAGCAAAUUAUAAUAGGCUUCACUCAUUUUUCUUGCCAUGUAUGCUUCAAGACAUUCAAUCGCUACAACAAUCUUCAGAUGCACAUGUGGGGCCACGGUUCACAAUACAGGAAAGGACCAGAGUCACUUAAAGGGACGCAGCCACGAGCAAUGCUAGGGAUCCCUUGUUACUGCUGCGUCGAAGGGUGUAGGAACCACAUUGACCAUCCUCGAUCCAAGCCGCUUAAAGACUUCCGAACGCUCCAAACACACUACAAACGCAAACACGGCCAAAAGCCCUAUGCGUGUCGCAUCUGCGGUAAGCUGUUGGCUGUCAAAGGCGAUUGGCGCACACACGAGAAGAAUUGUGGGAAACGCUGGGUUUGCGUUUGCGGUUCUGACUUUAAACACAAACGCUCCCUUAAGGACCAUGUUAAGGCUUUUGGGCCUGGUCAUGGGUCUUAUCUAACCGGUUUGCUUGACGAGCAGGCCUCUCAUUCUUCUCUCUCUGAGAAUUUGUUCUUUUAAAACUUUGUGCAUCUAUCAGUCUUUUGACGUGUGUUGUCCGUUUAUUUAGUCUAGAAUAAUGUGGUAUCUAAUAAUUCUCGUAGUGAAUAAUAUCAUAAUCUACUUGAUAUGAGAGGUCAACAUAUUUAGUCCCGCAGUUAAUAAUAUCAUAAUUUGGUGCACC